Molecule: messenger RNA, 5956 nt
Organism: Drosophila elegans
Lineage: Eukaryota; Metazoa; Arthropoda; Insecta; Diptera; Drosophilidae
Gene: prc
Product: collagen alpha-2(IV) chain
Exons: 9
Coding region: 174-5714 (1846 amino acids)
Source: RefSeq, a predicted model, not a curated record
UAGAGUUUUCAUGCUCGAACGGAACAGUGUUAUUCGCAAUCCAGCAGUUGUCGCGAUCGGAAGCAAAUCGGAAAAUCUUCUUGGAAUCCUAAUUCACGCAGGCGAAGAAUUUGCUGGUUGUGUUGCGACGACGUCGACGCAUUUCAAUUGGAUUCAGAAAAUAAUUUAUUGAAAUGUUGCCCUUUCGCUUAGGCCUGCUACUUGGCGCUGUGCUUCUCGUAGCAAGCGCAAAUGGAGCCGCCAUCGAGAAAUCGCUAGGGAAUGAAGACGAGAUUUCUGGUCUGACCAACUUGGACAGAGAAAAGAGAAGUGUCAGAGGCUAUUCAAGGGGACAAACGCAGUCUCAGUACUUAAAUUUUGGCAAACCCGAACAGGAUGGAAAGGCCGAGGCGGAGGCCAAUGAAAGUGGAUCUCGCUCAACUGUCUCUGGCACCCACGGAAUGGGUCAGGCUCAGAGUCAGUUCUCAUCGGGAGACUGCAAUGGAUGUGCCGGCUACCAAACGGAUUACCCUUCGUCGGGCAGAAUACUAGAUGCUAGUGGAGCCGGUGGAGUCGGCUUUCCGGGUGCCGGUACUCAAGGCGGAGUGGGUGAACAGCCAGGGUUUGGCGGUCAGUCGGGAUUCGGAGGACAGCCUGGAGGUGGUGGAGCUUACUCACCGGGCUAUGGACAUCUUCCCGCACCUGGGACUGGCGGAACACAACCCGGAGAACUGGGAGUUGGGGGAUAUCCAGGAGUCGCAGGCAAACAGCCCGGAUACGGAGCACAGACCGGAGCUGGAGGAAGCCAGACAGGAAUUGGUGGAGCUCAGCCUGGAUUUGGAACUCGGCCGGGACUUGGCGAACAGGCAGGAACAAGUGGCGGACAGCCUGGAGUAGGCGGUCAGCAAGGAGUAAGUGGCGUGCGUCCUGGGGUUCCUGGAGAAUCUGGACUCGGUGGCGGACAACCCGGAUAUGGUUCUCAACCUGGAGUUGUAGGAUCCCCUGGAUACGGAACACAGCCAGGUAUUGGAGGUAGACAACCGGAAACUGGUGAAGGCCAGACCGGAUAUGGAACUCAGCCGGGAGUUGGAGGACAGGCAGGUAAAAGUGGCGGGCAGCCAGGAGUGAGCGGACAGCAAGGAGUAGGUGGUGCACAGCCCGGAUACGGAACACGUCCCAGAGAAUCAGGACUCAGUAGCGGACAACCCGGAUAUGGAACUCAGCCAGGAGUAGGCGGGCAGACUGGAGUUGGUGGAGCUCAACCCGGAUACGGAGUUGGUGGAAGUGGUGGAUCGCCCGGAUAUGGAACUCAGCCAGGACUCGAAGUCGGACAACCUGGAUUCGGAGGCCAACCUGGAGUUGACGGUCAAUCAGGAGUAGUUGGCGGACAAUCUGGAUACGGAACUCAGCCAGGAGUUACAGGUCAAACUGGUCUCGAUACCCGCCCUGGGCUUACUGGCGAAUCAUUAAUCGGUGGAGGACAACCGAUGCUAGGCGGAACGCCUGGCUAUUCUACUCAACCCGGUUUUACUGGGCAGACAGGAGUCGGAGAUGGACAUUCAGGACAUGGACCUCAAGGUGGAGUUGGAGGAACAGAGACAGGAGCUGGAGGAGGUCAACCUGGAAUUGGUGGGUCUCAACCUGGAUAUGGAACUCAGCCUGGAGUUGGAGGUGGCCAACCAGGCAUUGGAGGAUCUCAAACCGGAUAUGGAACUCAGCCUGGAGUUGGAGGUGGCCAACCAGGCAUUGGAGGAUCUCAAACCGGAUAUGGAACUCAGCCUGGAUACGGAACUCAAUCUGGAGUUGGCGGCACACAGCCAAGAAUGGGAGGAAGCCAAUCAGGAAUUGGUGGCACUCAACCUGGAUAUGGAACUCAGUCUGGAUACGGAACACAACCUGGAGUAGGAGGAAGUCAGCAAGGAGUUGGAGGAGGUCAACCAGGAAUUGGUGGUUCUCAACCUGGAUAUGGAACUCAGCCAGGAUACGGAACCCAACCUGGAGUAGGAGGAAGCCAGCCCGAAGUUGGAGGAAGCCAACCAGGAAUUGGUGGUUCUCAACCUGGAUAUGGAACUCAGCCUGGAUACGGAACCCAACCUGGAGUAGGAGGAAGUCAGCAAGGAGUUGGAGGAGGUCAACCAGGAAUUGGUGGCCUUCAGCCUGGAUAUGGAACUCAACCAGGAUACGGAACACAGCAGGGAGUAGGAGGAAGCCAGCCCGGAGUUGGAGGAAGCCAACCAGGAAUUGGUGGUUCUCAGCCUGGAUAUGGAACUCAGCCUGGAUACGGAACCCAACCUGGAGUAGGAGGAAGUCAGCAAGGAGUUGGAGGAGGUCAACCAGGAAUUGGUGGUUAUCAACCUGGAUACGGAACUCAGCCGGGAGUAGGCGGACAGACAGGCUUGGGUGGCCGACAGCCUGGUUACGGAAGUCAGCCUGGAGUUGGUGGAUCGGCAGGAUACGGAACUCAGCCGGGAAUUGGAGGAAUUGGUGGAUCCCAACCUGGAUAUGGAGCUCAGCCGGGAUACGGAACUCAACCCGGAUACGGUUCUCAACCAGGACUAGGAGGAAGCUUGCAAGGAGUUGGUGGAAGUCAACCAGGAAUUGGUGGAUCUCAAACUGGAUAUGGAAGUCAGCCUGGAUAUGGAGCACAACCUGGAGUAGGAGGAAGUCAGCGUGGAGUUGGAGGAAGCCAACCAGGACUUGGUGGUUCCCAGCCUGGAUAUGUAGGCACCCAGCCUGGAGUUACAGGAAGCCAAACAGGAAUUGGUGGAUCUCAACCUGGAUACGGAAGUCAGUCUGGAUAUGGAGCACAGCCUGGAGUUGGAGGCACCCAGCCAGGAGGUAUAGGAAGCCAAUCAGGAAUUGGUGGUUCCCAACCUGGAGUUGGAUAUGGAACUCAACCUGGAUACGGAGUUGGGGGAAGCCAACCAGGACUUGGUGGUUCCCAGCCUGGAUAUGGAGCUGCACCUGGAUACGGAACACAACCUGGAGUAGGAGGAAGUCAGCCUGGAGUUGGAGGAGGUCAACCAGGAAUUGAUGGCUCUCAACCUGGAUAUGGAACUCAACCAGGAUACGGAACACAGCCCGGAGUUGGAGGAAGUCAGACAGGAGUUGGAGGAAGCCAACCAGGAAUUGGUGGUUCUCAGCCUGGAUAUGGAACUCAGCCUGGAUAUGGAACUCAGCCUGGAUACGGAACACAACCUGGAGUAGGAGGAAGCCAGCCCGGAGUUGGAGGAAGCCAACCAGGAAUUGGUGCAUCUCAACCUGGAUAUGGUACUCAACCAGGAUACGGAACACAGCCAGGAGUAGGAGGAAGCCAGCCCGGAGUUGGAGGAAGCCAACCCGGAGUUGGUGGUUCUCAACCUGGAUAUGGAACUCAGCCUGGAUACGGAACACAGCCAGGAGUAGCAGGAAGCCAGCCCGGAGUUGGAGGAAGCCAACCCGGAGUUGGUGGUUCUCAACCUGGAUAUGGAACUCAGCCUGGAUACGGAACACAGCCAGGAGUAGGAGGAAGCCAGGCCGGAGUUGGAGGAAGCCAACCCGGAGUUGGUGGUUCUCAACCUGUAUAUGGAACUCAGCCUGGAUACGGAACACAGCCAGGAGUAGGAGGAAGCCAGCCCGGAGUUGGAGGAAGCCAACCCGGAGUUGGUGGUUCUCAACCUGGAUAUGGAACUCAGCCUGGAUACGGAACACAACCUGGAGUAGGAGGAAGUCAGCAAGGAGUUGGAGGAGGUCAACCAGGAAUUGGUGGCCCUCAGCCUGGAUAUGGAACUCAACCAGGAUACGGAACCGGAGCCCAGCCCGGAGUUGGAGGAAGCCAACCAGGAAUUGGUGGUUCUCAACCUGGAUAUGGAGCUCAGCCUGGAUACGGAACACAACCUGGAGUAGGAGGAAGUCAGCCCGGAGUUGGAGGAAUUGGUGGUUCUCAACCUGGAUACGGAACUCAGCCGGGAGUAGGCGGACAGGCAGGCUUGGGUGGCCGACAGCCUGGUUACGGAAGUCAGCCUGCAGUUGGUGGAUCGGCAGGAUACGGAACUCAGCCGGGAGUUGGAGGAAGCCAACCAGGAAUUGGACGGCCUCAGCCAGGUUACGGAGCUCAACCCGGUUAUGGAUCUCAACCUGGAGUUGGCGGAGCGACAGGUGCAGGAGUGGGUCAACCAGGAUACGGUGGCCAGACAGGUCAAACGGGACAGUCUGGUGUCGGCGGUCAAAUUGAUGCACCGGGGCGCUACACAGCUGGCACUGGAGUUGUUCCUGGAGCUCGUGGUGUUGGAGGCGCUGGUGGUGCUGGUGUACCAGUUGCUGCCGGCACAGGUGGAGUCGACGACGCCUUCUCCCAGGCCGAGUCAUCCAUUGGCGAUGGACAGGCCUCGGCAAGUGCUCAGGGCAAGAAGAACGGAGGCACUGCCAAGACCCAAGUGUCCGGAACAUACAGUGCGGGCGGAACCUUUAGCGCCAGCGCAAUGACAUCGGAUGCGGAUCGUGCGGCCAGUGCCCAGGUCACCGGAACUGCGGAGGGCGCCGUCAGUCAGGCCCAGGGAUCUGGGGGUCCCGCCCAGUCGCAGGCCCAGGUGCAGACGGCAAAGGACGGCGGCACGAAGGCCUCUUCGCAGAGCGGCGGCAUUAUCCAACAGAGCCAGAGCGAGGUUCAUGCCAAUGACAAGGGUGGGUUGGCUGACGCCCAGUCCAGCGGUCCUGGGCAGACCUCAUCGCAAGCCCAGAUCGGUUUUCGUCCCGGCCAGGAAGCUAAUACGCCCGCGGCCAACGGCGGCGGUCAGGCUUCGUCCUCAUCUGGUGCCCACUCUAGUCAAAGUAGCUCGCAGAUUCACGGAACUUCCAGCUACGGCGUUUCAUACCACGGUGCUGCUCAAUCCGCAUCGGGAACCAAGGAGCAGGUGGCAUCGUACAGGGAACAAAAUCGUGAGCUAUUUAACACCAUCAGUCGGUUCGGAGAUAAUGUCAAUGCAGUUACUGAUCGCGCUGAUGCUGUUUACAGUGGACCGGCGCUCACCGAUGAGUCCGACAGGCUGCCAGAACUGCAGUUGAAGUCGACCAAACCCAAGGAUGAGGCUGAUAAGGCAGAAAGGAAAGCAGACCAGCCGGAGCCCAUACAGUACGACGAUGAAGAUGAAGCCGACCCGGAUGAAUACGAAGAGGAUGAGUACUACAACGAGAAGCCAGUCAAGCUGGAGGAGAGUCCCAAGUCGGCCAGCAGUGUUAAGAAACUGGAGCCAACACCAGAGCCCAAGGCCUACGAACAGUCCUCGCCCACGCAAAUCCAAAAGGCGGUGGUGCUACCAGUUGCAGGUGAAAAGUACCAAGUGGUGCAACAGCAGAACGGUAGGGUUACCAUCAAUAGCGAACCUUCCACCACCGAGGCUAUACCACCAGGAUUCCGAGGCACUGUCAAUGUGCAAAAGAAGUUCCACACCAAGGCUCUGGAGCUGCCCACUAACAAGAGGGUGGAGAUUUCGGCCGACGCGGCUGAAGAGGGCCCGACUCGAGGGGACAAGCCCAUCGCAAGAGCUCCGGACAGCUAUGUCACCGUCACCAAGUCGGUGACUGGCAGCAUGGACAACAGCAAGAAUCCGCCGCAGGAGAACAAGAACUUCCAGUCCACAUACUUCACAAAGUCCUCGACAUGCGGCUACUUCACCUUCUCCUGCAACAUUGUUUACGGUGCCAAUGGAAGGAGUAAAAUCUGCCGACCGAAGGCACCAACCAAUGGCAAAUGCUAGGGGAUCGUUUACCACAUCCCUUUAACCCACCCAUAUUAUAGUAGAUCAGUUCCAAAGGGGCUCAAUUAUAGAACAGCUUGGCCAACUGUCAACUACAAACACCUAUUUGUGUUUCGAUGCAGCUUGGUCUUAAGCAUUUAAGUGUUUUUCGCAAUUAAUUUUAGCGUUUUACUGCCAUUUCUUAAAUAUUUUCUACGUUUUGCUACUGUAAUUAAUAUUUAAUAAUACAUCACAAAAAAAUA